Messenger RNA from Colletotrichum acutatum, 918 nucleotides. RefSeq lists its product as uncharacterized. The record is from RefSeq and is a predicted model, not a curated record. Bases 1 to 918 code for a protein of 305 amino acids. The transcript has a single exon. NCBI's taxonomy places the organism in Eukaryota, Fungi, Ascomycota, Sordariomycetes, Glomerellales, Glomerellaceae.
AUGUUGUCCACAAUCGUCACGAUUCUCGCUACUCUUGCCGCUGGGCAAAGCACACCCUGGCCCAAAUUUGGCAACUGGACCGAGGAAUUCAAUGGUCAUCCAUACAUCCUCUCAGGCCCAAUUACCCUAGGAAAGAAAAUCGACUUCGAACUCGAGCGAUGCCACUAUGUCCAAAGACUCCUCAACGAGCGCACACGCGUCCUCAACAGCCAGAUCCCACUCCCGACCCCAGCCUCCCUCUGCAUGGACAUCCUCGCCAAAAGAAAAGCUUCCAUCGGCGACCAAGGCUUCCUCGAGCUCUUCUCCAAGGACAUUGAAGAUGGGAAACAGUUCUGGUAUGAUGUCAACUCCAACUCCACGCUGCAUGACCCAACCACAUGGAAAGCAGUCGAGUGUCGUGCUCUCGUACCACUUCCCAACGUCAACGCGUGGGCUUUUUCGACCUGGUCUGCCUCACCUCUCGCAGACGCUGCUAAUAACCGCGGCAAUGCGGAGCACUACUUCAAAAAGUCGAGUUACGCUGGAGGAGGAGCGACUGGCACAUCGCGGAUCCUGGAGAGUUGGGGCGGGGUGAUGACCAAUUUUAGUAUUCCCAACUACAGCCCGCGAAAAUGUGCGCAGAGACCGAUGGUGCGAUCGCUGCCUGAGUUUCGACUCAAGGCUUGCGGUGACAAGAAUCUGGUAGACGAAAAGAAUACCAGGUUUGGGGUGUUGAAUAUUGCUGCGAGGGAUGUCAGUGUGGCUGGGACGAGGUAUCUUGAUAUUUAUGCCUCCGUGUGGUAUGGUAGCGGUAUCUCGGAGGAGCAUCUCGAGGCGGAGAGGCAGCAUAUUAUUAUUGAGAUUGUCAACUUAAGUUUGAAAGCUCAGGAAGAUGUGACGAGUGGGAGAUUUAGGGUUCCCGCACCUCCUGCGUCUUGA